Messenger RNA from Iphiclides podalirius (scarce swallowtail), 522 nucleotides. The record is from the annotation of a GenBank genome assembly. Lineage: Eukaryota; Metazoa; Arthropoda; Insecta; Lepidoptera; Papilionidae.
AUGGCGAAACGAAUUGCUCAGAGCUCGAUAAAUUGGGCUGCCCUUGCCGAGAGGGUGCCUGCUGAACAGAAGGCUCACUUAACUGCUUUCAAAGUUAAGUCUGAUGGAUAUCUUCGCAGAGUCCUGGCUAACCCUCCAGAGCCACCUAAAAUCAACUGGAACCUCUAUAAACAAUCAGUUCCCAUUCCUGGCAUGGUGGACAACUUCCAAAAGCAAUAUGACGCCCUGAAGAUUCCCUACCCAGUGGACAAUGUGUCUGCACAAAUUGAUGCGCAAUGGGCUCAAGUCAAGAAAACUAUUGAGGUAUUCAUCCAGGAGUCCAACAAAAACAUUGUUUCGUAUGAGAAGCAAAUUGCUGAGAUCAAGGCACUACUUCCAUAUGACCAAAUGACAAUGGAAGACUACCGUGAUGCCUAUCCGGAUGAGGCUCUAGACCCCAUCAACAGGCCUACAUUCUGGCCCCAUGAUGCUGAAGAGCAGUUGGACUAUGUUGAUCCUGAGAAGAAGGCCCAAGCAGGCCAU